CGGGGCGCGGGUCACGGCGCAGGCGCGCUGGGGAGGGAGGGCUAUGCUAAUGUUGUUGAUAUCCUGGGGCCACCCGAGUUAAAGGGGGGAAAUCCGGGGGCUGCCGCAGCCGCCGUGGGUCUGGGCACAGCGGGGGCCCCCCCCCGUGUAGUCGCCGUAGUCCCAGGGAGAGGCGCCUGCCCCCAGCUCGGGGAGGGGGCGCCGCGGGCCCGGGGAGCACGGACAACCCCUACCCAUGAGGCCCUGAUGGAAAACACAAAGGAUCUGAGUCGGAAGAGACAUUAGAGGUCACCCAAAGCAGCCGUCCCCUCUGCAGCCUCUCUGACAAGUGACCGAACAUUCUUCACGCUCUGAAAGGAAAAGGAGAGACUCAUUCGGGAUGUUUGACGGUUAUGAUAGCUGCAGUGAGGACACGAGUAGCAGCUCCAGCUCUGAGGAGAGUGAAGAAGAAGUUGCUCCUUUACCUUCGAACCUCCCAAUCAUCAAAAACAAUGGACAAGUGUACACGUACCCAGAUGGUAAAUCUGGCAUGGCUACCUGCGAAAUGUGUGGGAUGGUUGGUGUGCGAGAUGCUUUUUACUCCAAAACUAAGCGUUUCUGUAGCGUUUCAUGUUCACGAAGCUAUUCGUCAAACUCCAAGAAGGCAAGCAUUUUGGCCAGACUUCAGGGUAAGCCUCCAACAAAGAAAGCGAAAGUUCUUCAGAAACAACCUUUAGUUGCUAAACUAGCCGCAUAUGCUCAGUAUCAAGCUACCUUGCAAAAUCAAGCAAAGACUAAAGCAGCAGUAUCCAUGGAGGGCUUCAGCUGAGGUAACUACAUCAAUAGCAAUAGCUUUAUAGCAGCUCCUGUUACGUGCUUUAAACAUGGAAGGAGAGUCGCUCCCAGAUAGCCCUCACGAGUGGCCCUGGAGCAGGAAGUGGUGAAGCAGAUCUUCCUGAUUUGGGAGGAGCCUGAGGUGGACCUCUCGUCCUGAGUCUGGAAGGCACCUAUGGGGACCUGCUGGGGUGAUAUCUCAGAAAAUGUGAGAGUAGAAGUUCCCAAUACAGACUGCAGCCUACCUACCAAAGUCUUCUGGAUUGCUGGAAUUGUAAAAUUAGCAGGUUACAAUGCCCUUUUAAGAUAUGAAGGAUUUGAAAAUGACCCUGGGCUGGACUUCUGGUGCAAUGUCUGUGGCUCUGACAUCCAUCCAGUUGGCUGGUGUGCAGCCAGUGGAAAGCCUCUUGUCCCUCCUAGAACUAUUCAGCAUAAGUAUACAAACUGGAAAGCUUUUCUAGUGAAACGACUUACUGGUGCCAAAACACUUCCUCCUGAUUUCUCACAGAAGGUUUCAGAGAGUAUGCAGUAUCCUUUCAAACCUUGCAUGAGAGUAGAAGUGGUUGACAAGAGGCAUUUGUGUCGCACGCGAGUGGCAGUGGUGGAAAGUGUAAUUGGAGGAAGAUUAAGACUAGUGUAUGAAGAGAGUGAAGAUAGAACAGAUGACUUCUGGUGCCAUAUGCACAGCCCGUUAAUCCAUCAUAUCGGUUGGUCUCGAAGCAUAGGCCAUCGAUUCAAAAGAUCUGAUAUUACAAAGAAACAGGAUGGACAUUUUGAUACACCACCACAUUUAUUUGCUAAGGUAAAAGAAGUAGACCAGAGUGGGGAAUGGUUCAAGGAAGGAAUGAAAUUGGAAGCUAUAGACCCAUUAAAUCUUUCCACAAUAUGUGUCGCAACUAUUAGAAAGGUGCUGGCUGAUGGAUUCCUGAUGAUUGGGAUCGAUGGCUCAGAAGCAGCAGAUGGAUCUGACUGGUUCUGUUAUCAUGCAACCUCCCCUUCUAUUUUCCCUGUUGGUUUCUGUGAAAUUAACAUGAUUGAACUUACUCCACCUAGAGGUUACACAAAACUUCCUUUUAAAUGGUUUGACUACCUCAGGGAAACUGGCUCCAUUGCAGCACCAGUAAAACUAUUUAAUAAGGAUGUUCCAAAUCACGGAUUUCGUGUAGGAAUGAAAUUAGAAGCAGUAGAUCUCAUGGAGCCACGGUUAAUAUGUGUAGCCACAGUAACUCGAAUUAUUCAUCGUCUCUUGAGGAUACACUUUGACGGAUGGGAAGAAGAGUACGAUCAGUGGGUAGACUGUGAGUCCCCUGACCUCUAUCCUGUAGGGUGGUGUCAGUUAACUGGAUAUCAGCUACAGCCUCCGGCUUCACAGUCGUCAAGAGAAAGCCAAUCAGGUUCUUCAAAACAGAAGAAAAAGGCUAAGUCCCAGCAAUACAAAGGACAUAAGAAAAAGAGGAAGAUGCCAGUUGGGAAGAAGCCUGUCAGUUUGUCGAGCCUGCCCAUGACAGGUGGGGUGCGGAGGAGCUUCUCUGGUGACGAAGAGUUGACUCCUCCUCCAUAUCGAACCCUUCCAGCACAGACAGCCCCAGAGGCCUUCCCACCUCCCAGCACUAGCCGAGAGUUCAGUCCCAGCCUCAAAACAGUGACUACAUUGCAGCUGAAGGAGGAGUUGAUAGACGGAGAGGAUUAUAAUUUCCUCCAAGGAGCAUCUGAUCAGGAAAGCAAUGGCUCUGCCAACUUCUACAUCAAACAAGAGCCCUGAGAGGACUCCAAAACUGAGGGCGGGAGGGGAAGAAUUUUACACAGGACUGAUUUAUAAUCCCUCAAGCUGUACAGCGGGACUAUUCUACUGGGACAUUUUGCUAAACAUAGAAAAUUUCAGUUCCAGAUUUUUCAGGUGGGUGGGGAAACUAUUUUAGUCGUGGGGGGAAAUUUUUCAAUUUAUAAAGAUGGACAAUUUUUGUGUUGUAUUUGAAGCUUUUGAAAGAAUUUUGUAAUAUUUUCCAAGUUUGGAUUUAUGUGCAUUGUUAACAACUGAAAUUCUAACUUUUUGGUAAGAUUAAAGUUUAGGUAGCAGGAUUGAAGGAAAUGAUUUAAGAAGGAUAUAGUUGUAAAUGCAAAUGAACUGUCAUUACAAAUGAACCUUUUUUGGUACCUGUUGGGAAAUUUUUGGGAUUUUAGAAGUUAGGCCAGUCACAUCUCCAGCUUCCUUUGCUGCAGAAAUAUGCAACUGAGCCCCCCUCUCGUGGAGGGUUCAUCACCACAUAGAUCAUGGAAGGGGAAUUAAAUCCGCUUGGUGGCAUUUUGUUGUAGCCCAUUUUAAAUGUUUGUACAGAAAUGUUUUUCAUUCUGUGAAAAUUUAUUUGGAGUUCUAUAUGAAACUGGAAGAACUCUGAUACUUUUAUAUGUUCUCUUUUAAUUAAAAAAUGAUUAAAAUUAUCCUAACACUAAAGUGUUAAACUGGAAUGGUUGACCAGAUGAACAGGAUCUCAGUGUACACGUUGAGGGGUUGGGGAAAGUAUAAUAUUGUCCUUCGUUCAUUUUCUUUUCCUUACUAAAGACACCCCACAAGAGGGAUUCUGAUCAGUUCUCUGCCAUUUCCCUCCUUCUGUUAGAUAAUAUAACCACACCCCAAAACAGAUGUUCUUCUGUAUAACCAGUAGAAUCAAAUCAAAAGUUGUUUAAAGCCAAAAAUCAGUUUAGAAUUCAAAAUCAUUCCAGCUCUGCUUUUAACUAUCCUGGCUUUGUUUAAAAAAAAAAAAAAAAAAAAACUAAUUUGAAAGAGAAUUUAAUUUUCUUAAAAUUCCAUAUAUAUAUAGGUAUAUAUAUAUAUAUUAUAUAUAUAAUAUAUAUAUAUAUAAUGAGUUGUCUUUUAAUUGUAUUCAAAAUUAAUUUUAACAGUAAUAACUGAUUUGGACCAUUUCAAACAUUCCCUACUUUAAAAUUCACAUGGCUUCCUUUAAAAAACAAAAGGAUACAAGGGUAAAUUGGUGAAAGGUUUGCUCUCUGCAUUUUUCUAACUUUCUGAGUUGUGACUGAAUGAGAGAGCUCUAGCGUUUACCAGUGAGGUUCAUAAACUAAACUCUCAGGAAUUAAUUGCAUCUGUUCUAGAAGUGCUUCUGGGUCUUAGCCUGGCCUCUUCAGAGUGGUAACAUUGACCAUCUCCUCUGGAAUAUAGGUAGGGCUAAUUAGAAAUUAAUCAAAAUGAUUAACCUCUAAAGUCCUUCAGCCUAUGGAAUGCUUUAAAAAAAAAAAUGGUAAUGGAAAGCCCCAGGAGACCAUUUUAGGUAAGAUUUUUGUUUGAAUUUUAAAAUGCAUAGAACAUUAAAAACCAGCAGUUUAUUUUCUAAAAUAUUGCUCUACUUUUGGGAAUAAUAGCAUUGGUAAUACGCACAGGUUUACCUCAUUCUAUGCAAGAGGGGUUAAUAACAUAAGGUUUUGUAGUUGCUACUGGAAGUAAAAUUUGUUACUUUAUAGUGUAAGAAUGUAUGGAAUCGCAUGUCAACAUUUCUUAAUACUGACUCUUUAGGGGCAUAAAUGCAGAUCAUAUCAACGCCAAGUUGAUUCUCAUGUGUCAAAUAUAUGUGAAUUCAGCUGUUAAAUUACUGGAUAUUUAUCUUAAACAACCUUACUGAGAGGGACCUACUGUAAAUGUGACAUCCUCACACUUCCCAAAUCUUUAACUUUUAAGAAUCUUCCCAUAAACGUAAAGCCUAGAAGAAGACUUCCACAGCAGGGCUUAACCAUGGUCUUCAUUCUCAGGCUCUGGUUCCGUGACAGGAGCUGCAGGGCGUGCCUGGCCAUACCUGGGGCUUAGGGGCCCUGUGGGGAACUGGGGAAAAUCAGGAGGGAUUUGAUUUGGAGCCUGGUAAUUAGUUCUGUGCGCAAUGCUCAUUUGUUAGCCAGGUCUUAGAAGCUUCCAGUCAUACAGCAAAACCAGGCUCUGAGUGUCUUUGAAUGUCCCACCUGUUCGUGAAAUGUUUCUUGUCUUGAUCCCAUGAUCAACAGUUAAAGGUUGGCAAGGACUUCCUGUGGUCUCAACACAGUCUGAAGCCCUCCUCGUUGUUCAGGCUCUAACUCCUGCUGCUGAUAAACAGAAAACAAGUUAGUGCAGAGGAGAGUGAUGUCUUAGCCAUAACUCCAGUCGUAUGACCCAAUAGCCCCAUUCUCUUUUACGGUUCAAAAUGUACUGCUGACCUUGGGUUUGUUUUCAUUUUUCUCCUCUUAGAAUUAUUUGGGGAUUUUUGGUAGUUUAAACUCUUUAACCUUUUCCUUGCUGUGUAUGAGGAAAGCUACAGCUGUUAUCAACUUCUUAUUCUACGGAUACUAACACGGGUUUUCAGUGUUUGUUUGUUUUUAUUAUAUUAAUUUUGCGUGAUGUGAAUACCCUCUCCCAUCAAUACUUGUAUUAUGGUGCUAUAUAUUUGGUAAUGAUCCUUUACUAUUGGGAAGGGAUUUUAAAAAUACUGUGAUGAAACUGGGUUGCUUCCUUUGAUUUUCAUAUUUUAAAUAAAGCCACAGUCAUUUAUACAAAAGAAAAGCAUCUGUCCCUGGGCAAAUCUUUUGAGGACAGAGGUCAAAGUAAACUGCAUAAGGUUUUUACAUCAUUUCUGUAUGUAUUUGAUAUAUAGAUCAAUAUCUGUACAAAUUUAAUCUUUUAUUUUCUUGGUAACUUGUGAUCACUGAGGAAGUAUUUGAGACUUUCUCAUGAAGUGUAUAUAAUGGCGUGAAAAAUUCCUUCGGAGAAACUUAUGUUCCUUUCAUUUUUACCAAACUGCAAAUUUUCAGCAUGGAUGUGAAAAGCAUUAAAAUUAUAACUUUGUGUACAAGAUGAAAAUAAUUCACUAAAUUGCCCUUUUUUACACAAAAUAAAACGUUAAAGUUAA
Mustela lutreola (European mink) is the source of this 5699-nucleotide messenger RNA. RefSeq names its product mbt domain containing 1 (gene MBTD1). Gene Ontology annotation, biological process: regulation of DNA-templated transcription. Gene Ontology annotation, cellular component: nucleus. The transcript is spliced from 19 exons. The record is from RefSeq and is a predicted model, not a curated record. Lineage: Eukaryota; Metazoa; Chordata; Mammalia; Carnivora; Mustelidae. Bases 989 to 2575 code for a protein of 528 amino acids.